CCGUCCCGACCGCACUGACCAUUUGCAGGAGCGUCGGCGGUGGGGAAGCGCUGCGGCCACGGUGCACCUCCACGGACAGACGCGCAAAACUCAAUACACAUACAAAAAAGCAAAACUUCUGCUUAUAACACUUCCGUGUUCAAAAUGGCUGACUCUAUGCAACCGGGCAUUGAAGGCGACGGUGCUGAGAAUAUGAGAGGUUUUGCCAGGCAAGGCGCGCUGAGGCAGAAAAACGUCCAUGAAGUAAAAAAUCACAAGUUUAUCGCCCGUUUCUUCAAGCAGCCGACCUUCUGCAGCCACUGCACGGACUUUAUCUGGGGAUUCGGAAAACAAGGAUUCCAGUGUCAAGUCUGCUGCUUCGUGGUGCACAAGCGCUGCCAUGAAUUUGUUACCUUCUCCUGUCCUGGAGCAGAUAAGGGUCCUGCCUCAGAUGACCCUCGGAGCAAGCACAAGUUCAAGGUGCACACAUACUCCAGUCCCACCUUCUGCGAUCACUGUGGAUCGCUGCUCUACGGCCUCAUCCACCAGGGAAUGAAAUGCGAUCAUUGCAUGAUGAACAUUCACAAACGCUGCGUGGCCAAUGUACCCAGCCUCUGUGGCACCGACCACACGGAGCGGAGGGGGCGGAUCCAGAUCGCCGCCGAGAUCAAGAACAGCAUGCUGCACGUCUCCGUUAAGGAGGCAAAGAACCUUGUGCCCAUGGAUCCCAAUGGUCUGUCUGAUCCUUAUGUCAAGUUGAAACUCAUCCCAGAUCCAAAGAAUGAGAGCAAGCAGAAGACCAAGACAAUUAAGUGUUCUCUCAACCCUACGUGGAACGAAAACUUCACCUUCAAUCUGAAGGAGUCUGACAAGGACCGCAGGCUGUCUUUGGAAGUGUGGGACUGGGAUCUGACCAGUCGGAAUGACUUCAUGGGGUCCCUGUCAUUUGGGAUUUCUGAGCUGCAAAAGCAGGGAGUGAACGGCUGGUUCAAAAUGCUCAGCCAGGAGGAAGGAGAGUAUUUCAAUGUGCCAGUCCCACCCGAGGGGGAGGAUGGCAACGAGGAGCUCAGGCAGAAGUUCGAGAGAGCGAAAAUUGGCCCAGGCACAAAGAACGCGGAUAGUUCCUCUACCAACGUCAUGCCCAAAUGUGACAAGAACGGCAACCGGGACCGCGUCAAGCUGUCUGACUUCAACUUCCUCAUGGUGUUGGGCAAGGGCAGCUUCGGCAAGGUGAUGCUGGCUGAGAGAAAGAAUACCGAUGAGCUUUACGCUGUCAAGAUCCUGAAGAAGGACGUUGUCAUCCAGGAUGAUGACGUGGAAUGCACCAUGGUGGAGAAGAGAGUUCUUGCUCUGUCAGGGAAGCCCCCCUUCCUCACUCAGCUACACUCCUGCUUCCAGACCAUGGACCGCCUCUACUUCGUGAUGGAGUACAUCAAUGGUGGGGACCUUAUGUACCAGAUCCAGCAGGUCGGAAAGUUCAAGGAGCCUCACGCUGUGUUCUACGCUGCUGAGAUUGCCAUCGGCCUCUUCUUCCUCCAUUCAAAGGGCAUCGUGUAUCGGGACCUCAAGUUGGAUAACGUGAUGCUGGACUCGGAAGGGCACAUCAAGAUCGCUGACUUCGGCAUGUGUAAGGAGAACAUGUGGGACGGCGUGACCACGAAGACCUUCUGCGGCACCCCCGACUACAUCGCGCCCGAGAUCAUCGCCUACCAGCCGUACGGGAAGUCCGUGGAUUGGUGGGCGUUUGGGGUCCUGCUGUACGAGAUGCUGGCUGGACAGCCCCCCUUCGACGGCGAGGACGAAGACGAGCUCUUCCAGUCGAUCAUGGAGCACCAUGUGUCCUACCCCAAAGCCAUGUCUAAGGAGGCUGUGGCCAUCUGCAAAGGGCUGAUGACCAAGCACCCGGGCAAGCGGCUGGGCUGCGGCCCAGAGGGCGAGCGCGACAUCAAGGAGCACGCCUUCUUCCGCUACAUGGACUGGGAGAAGCUGGCGAACAAGGAGGUCCAGCCACCGUUCAAGCCCAAAGCAUGUGGCCGCGACGCUGAGAACUUUGAUCGCUUUUUCACCCGCCAUCCUCCAGUGUUAACCCCGCCUGACCAGGAGGUCAUCAUGAACCUUGACCAAGCCGAUUUUGAGGGCUUUUCCUAUAUAAACCCCGUUUAUAGCGACACGCCAGCCAGGAGUUAAGGACCGCAUGAGACGCUAAUCCUGAGCUCCUUGAUGCAUUACCCAUAUUUACGGUACUCUUUACGUUAUCUGUUUAUAUAUAUGUACUGUGCUGUAUAUGUAUAUAAACACAGCCCCAUUUAUGAGCUUAUGGGAUUUGAAUCUCUGUGUGAAUUCCCAUGAAUGACUUGCUCUGGUGUGGGUCCAACAUUGUACUUCCAUUCCAUUGUCAAUCGAAUUUUAUAAUCAGAGAGAUUAUCCAUGGUGGUUGUGUCAGUUUUAGCUCUCAACCCUGGAUAUUCCAGAGCUUCUUCCAUGACCUGUCCAUCCCAACGCUCCGUGUCACAUUGCCCCUGCUGACACCAUCGCAGCCUCCCCGCAGCUCUUCCAUAAACAUUUUGUUCCACCAGACUCUCAUCUUGACAGAACUUCCUUCCACUGAUGGAGUUAUUGAGCUGGAGCGUGGAGAGAGCCGUCGGUUUCAGGAUGAGCGGACGAUUCCGUGGUUUCCAUUCAAUGGCUGCAUUUUGAGCCCACAUCUAACAUCAGAUUGUUUUUUUUGUUUUUGUUCCUUUGGUUAAUAAGCGAAAUGUGUUCCGGACAAGUUCCAGAAUCCCAUGGAAAUUAAAAUGGAAAAUGUAACUUAAAUUUGCAUAAGCUUCUGUCAAUGCAAUUCUUAACUAACACAAGCUAUAAAAAUAUGCAGAAAUGUGGUAUUUCUAACAGUCUAUGAUAAAUUGUCUUUUUUUUUUGUUUUGAUUUUUUUCUCCCCAAGCAUGACGAGAUUGUUUACAGGAUAAAUUGGUCCAGCAGUUUCUUGUUCUCAAAUUAGUGCUCUCAUUGUGGUUUUGUUUAGUGGAGCUCAUUUACCCCCUCCCAUACCAACAGACAGGCUGCUUCGAGCACUGGGGGGGUCACGGAUGUGACCUGGAUACCCAUCUCCUGUGGUUCCUCAGAGCAGUGUUUCUUAAUUUGGUCCAUGGAGGCCCCUAGACAGUCCACAUUUUUGCUGCGAGGAAGCAAAAAUGUGGACCGUCUGGGGCUCCUGAAGGACCGGGUUGGGAAAGACUGCCCUAGAAAUGCAUUAGCAAAGGCUGUUUCUCCCAGACUUCUCCAGUGAGGAGCACCCCCCCAGCCCCCCCAGUGUGAGCAGGGAGCUAGCCUUCUGCCUACAGCCAGUCGCCUUCAUACACAAAACACGGUCACACGUAACGAUGCUCUUGGCCUUUUCUUGUUCUUUAUGGUGAAGGGAGACAGACUGCGCCAGAUGAGUGCUUAUUUUGAUUGAACAAAUGCAGAUUUCUCCUCCAACACUGUGUCUGGUCUUUACCUGGAUGGGCAAAACCCAGUCUUUACCGGGACAUCACUGCCACGACCGCUGUAAGCUGUUACUCGUGCAGAUAAUGCCGUCGCUGUACAGUUAUGCAUUUUCAUCCGUGACGCAAGCUCAGGGUUUCACUGUACCGUGGGGUAUGUAGAACUCGGAAGUUCUAGAAAAAGUAUGACUUCUCCAAAAACAUGAACAACGGCGAUCUAGAUCCGUCUCGGCUUCACCCAAGUGUCUGAGAUGGGGUGCCGCGCCGAAAAGGUCACGUUCGAUUCAAACUGCCUCUCAUGCACGCAAAUGAAAAAACAAACGAAUGAAGCGGGCACUUGUCCGCUGGGUAAUUCAGUUAGCAUUCGAGUAGCACAGCCUGUCUCCAUUCCCCAAACAGAAACUAAUCUGGGCUUGACGGUGCAGAGCAGACUUUACUGUGCCGGUUGCGGAUUUCGGUUGCAUACACACGGAUAGUAUCCGGGCAGGAAAGCUGAUCAUUUCCACUGGAGUUUGUGCCAACCUGUGAAAUGCAGAGAGCUCCAGCAACAGCAAAAGACCUGCACAUCAACUGAAGCUGUUGAGAUUGUCUGACAUGUCUUACGCUUAUCUUCAGUGUCUGUAAUGUUUGUAGGUAGAAUUGAAGAAGUUAUUGAUAGCUACCAGUGAUUUCAGAUUUUACCCGCAAUGUUCAAUUGGGGUGGCGUUCCUCAGACAGAGUAUUUCAUAAUUAUUUUCCAAUUUAUAUAUAAUGUAUAUAAAUUGGAAAAUGAAAUGGGCCUGAAAAGUUCAUCAGAUUUUAAGAUGAAUUAUUUCCGUAGCUAAAUUAAUAUGAAAUGUAUAAUUUCUGCCAAAAUCAGUCAAUGGUAAAAUAUAAGCCUUUAUUAUUUUUGUAAGUGUCUCUAAAAAGGGAGUAUAUAUGCAUUGAAAUGUGUAUUUCAAAAGUGUCAAAUUGUAUACGAUAAAUGUACUAAACAAUGUGGCUGGGUUUUAUGUCUGUGAGCCUUACAGUAUUGUAAUAAUAUUACUAAUUACAUUAUUUUAUGUCUUUUCUAAACAGAGGGUGCAAGCAGGGUUUUGCAUUAAAAGCAUAUUAAUAAUUUUGCAUGUGGAUUCUUUGCUGAAAAUGUGACUAUAAGGGGUUUUGCUAAUCCUAUCGCUAUAUUCACUAAGUCAGAUGUUGUUAAUGUACAAAGUAUUUUCUGAAAAUAAAAAAACAUCGAUGAACGCA
Molecule: messenger RNA, 4691 nt
Organism: Paramormyrops kingsleyae
Lineage: Eukaryota; Metazoa; Chordata; Actinopteri; Osteoglossiformes; Mormyridae
Product: protein kinase C beta type
Biological process (GO): protein phosphorylation
Molecular function (GO): diacylglycerol-dependent serine/threonine kinase activity; zinc ion binding; ATP binding
Source: RefSeq, a predicted model, not a curated record